Rhodotorula toruloides NP11 is the source of this 1530-nucleotide messenger RNA. RefSeq names its product LisH dimerization motif containing protein. The transcript is spliced from 4 exons. Gene Ontology annotation, cellular component: cytoplasm. Gene Ontology annotation, molecular function: protein binding. Lineage: Eukaryota; Fungi; Basidiomycota; Microbotryomycetes; Sporidiobolales; Sporidiobolaceae. The record is from RefSeq and is a predicted model, not a curated record. Bases 1 to 1530 code for a protein of 509 amino acids. Gene Ontology annotation, biological process: cell surface receptor signaling pathway; cytoskeleton organization.
AUGUCCUCGAGCGCAUCGGGCGGGACAAGCAACCUCGUCAGCGUAUCAGCACACCUGCAUCUCGCCCCGCCAUACGCAGCACCACCGCCAAACGACUCGCUCGCCGCGCCAGCUCCCCCGACCAAGCCAGCUCCUCCGAACCCCUCGUCCACGAGCAGCAUCACCCCUUUCCAGCCAGACGAACUCAGGCAGCUUGUCCUCGACUAUUUGACAAACUCGUGCUACGUCGACACGGCGACUGCGUUCGCGAGAGAGCUGGCAGAGGCGUCGGCGCAAGCGGAUUCAAGUGGGGGAGACGGUUCAGGGAAGUCAGACUCGGUGGAAGGACCUACAGGCGAAGCGAACGGCGCGGGAGCAGUAGAUGGUACAGUCGAGGCGAUGGAAGGAGUCGAGGCGACGCCGGAACCUUUCGCAGGAUCCGUCGAUGCGGACGGCGGCUUGGAUGGCGCUUUAGCAACCGUCGCCAACGGAUCAGGGAAGAACGUCGCCUUCUUGGAGGACGGAACGUGUGAGGCAGAUGACGAUGCAGACUUGCCAGAAGGCGCUCUGCUGACGAAGGAUGACUUGCGGGAUCUGCGGAUACGGCGGAACAUCCGCGACGCCAUCUUGAGCGGGCGCGUCACCCAUGCGGUCGACCUUUUGAACGACCACUUCCCUUCCGUCCUCGCGCCUUCUUCCGCCUCUUCCUCCGAUCCAGCUUCUUCGCCUUCCAAACUCGCGCCAACACAUCCUCUCUCACCGAAGCAGUCUCGGUGUACCCCGCAAACCUUCUUCGUCGCUUCCCAGCCUACGCCCGCAUCCACCCUCGUCUCUCCCGAUCCCUCGCCCUCGCCUGUCCCGAUCACUGGCGCUCGCUUCGGCUCAUGGGCGCUCUCGCUCUCGCCCGAAACCCUCUCUCUUAAUCUCCAAACGCAAGCCUUCAUCGAACUCAUGCGUACGGCCCACGCGACUUCGGCCGUCUCGACUCCUUCGACACCCACCUCGUCCGUCUACGGCGGUUUCGGCGGCUCGGCGACGAACGGCGACGCCCAGUCGGACGCCGACAUGUCAGCGUCGACCUCGUCUCUCGGCUCGUCGUCCAUCUUGAAUGUCGCGAUCGCCCAGUCGCAAGCGCUGCGGGAAAAGGUUCUCAAGCUGCCGCUGGGGAAGGAGCGUGAAGGCUGGGAGCGGGAGAGCAUCGAUGUGUGCGGCCUAUUGGCGUACAAGGACUUGACGACGUGCCCGGUAAAGGGGUACUUGGCGCAGUCGAGGCGGGAGACGCUCGCUGAGAUGGUCAAUGCGGCGAUCCUGCAACAUACGCUCCGGACACCUCUCCCGCUCAUCUCGCUCGCCGCUCGACAAGCGACCGCCUGCUGGACGACCCUGCGCGAGAUGAACGUCAUCUUCCCGCCUCAGACCGGCUCGUCGAGUAGCAAGGACGGCUCAAACGGCAAGACCAAGCCGCCAAAGACCUACCCUACCUUCGACCUGCAUUCCUUCUUGCACGAACAGACAGCACCGCCUUCCGCCGACGCCAGCAUGGCCGAUUGA